This is a messenger RNA of Syngnathus typhle (broad-nosed pipefish), 2239 nucleotides long. Its product is annotated as glucose 1,6-bisphosphate synthase-like. The coding region runs from base 125 to 1999 and encodes 624 amino acids. The transcript is spliced from 12 exons. NCBI's taxonomy places the organism in Eukaryota, Metazoa, Chordata, Actinopteri, Syngnathiformes, Syngnathidae. Gene Ontology annotation, biological process: carbohydrate metabolic process. Gene Ontology annotation, molecular function: magnesium ion binding; intramolecular phosphotransferase activity; glucose-1,6-bisphosphate synthase activity. The record is from RefSeq and is a predicted model, not a curated record.
ACAUAAAAAGACUUGACUGCCCAACUUUUUUUUGUGACGGGGCUCAUCAGUCAGCUUCAACCUUAGCAAUAGCAUUAGCAGCAAUACCACGGUAACGUCGUCUUAAUGGCAGUUUCGAGUCAGCAUGGGCGACGCUGAGCAGGGCGACGGAGCCACGGAGGCCGAGCAGAGGCCACCGAGUAGCGGAGAUGAUAAGGUGGACGAGGCGCUGCGGCGCUGGAUGCGCUGGGACAAGAACGAGAGGACUCGGGCGCAAGCAGUUGCCUUGCUCGGGUCAGUGAGCGUAUCUGAGCUGCAGCACCGGUUCUGCUCCACAUUGACUUUUGGCACUGCCGGACUGAGAGCGCCAAUGGGAGCAGGGUUUAACCGCAUUAAUGACCUCACCGUCAUCCAGUCCACACAGGGGUUGUGCGCCUACCUGCUCAAGUGUGUUCCAGAUGCAGAGCGCAGAGGCGUAGUGGUGGGGUUUGACACCAGGGGGCAGCCGGAGAUCGGCUGCAGCAGUCAAUGGCUGGCGUCACUGACGGCGGCCGUGAUGCUAAGCAGAGAGGUCAGGGUGCAUCUCUUCUCUAGCUAUGUGCCAACGCCGUAUGUGCCCUUUGCCGUCAAGGAGCUGGGCGCGGCGGCGGGCGUGAUGAUCACUGCGUCUCACAAUCCCAAAGAAGACAAUGGCUACAAGGUGUACUGGUCUAACGGCGCUCAGGUGACGGCGCCUCACGACAGUGCCAUCCUGGCGAGCGUGAAGGAGCAUCAGGAGCCCUGGAGUGUUGCCUGCUGGGACGUCACGUUGGCACAGCGCAGCCCGCUGAGGAGUGACCCGCUGAGGCACGUGGACGCCGCCUUCAUGUGCGCCGUCGCUAACCUUUGCUGGCACAGGGAGGUGAAUUCCAGAUGUCCCCUCAAGUUUGUGCACUCAUCUUUCCACGGUGUUGCACAUGACUUCGUACAACGAGCCUUUGCCACCUUCGGGUUCCAUUCGCCGCCCAUUGCAGUCCCCGAGCAGAAAGACCCUGAUCCUCAAUUUCCAACUGUGCACGUUCCCAACCCCGAGGAGGGUCACUCCGUCUUGGAGCUGUCUUUCCGUCUGGCUGAACGUGAGCACGCCUCCGUGGUCCUGGCCACCGAUCCAGAUGCCGAUCGUCUAGCGGUGGCGGAGCUAAGCGACAGCGGUGAGUGGAAGGUUUUCUCGGGAAACGAGCUGGCGGCCCUGCUCGGGUGGUGGAUGUUGUCGUCGUGGAAGAGCAGGUGUGGCGACAGUGCCGACCUACGGGAUGUCUACAUGCUCACCACCGCCGUCUCCUCCAGGAUCCUCCACGCACUCGCCCGCCAGGAAGGAUUCCACGUGGAGGAAACACUUCCCGGCUUCAAGUGGAUCGGCAACAGAAUUCAGGAGCUCAGAGCAGAGGGAAAGACCGUCUUGUUCGCCUUCGAGGAGUCAAUUGGCUUCCUGUGCGGCAGUCUGAUUCCUGAGAAGGACGGAGUGAGCACAGCUGUCGUGGUAGCGGAGAUGGCCGCCUACCUCCAUGACAGGAAGCUCAAUCUCCAGCAGCAGCUGCACAACAUCUACCGCAUGUACGGUUAUCACAUGUCGCGGACAUCUUAUGUCAUCUGCAACGACGGCGUCACCAUCUGCCGCAUCUUUGCUCGCAUCAGAGACUUUGAUGGUAGCAGCUCGUAUCCGGACGCCUGCGGCGGCGUACGCGUCGUCCACGUGAGAGACGUCAACACGGGAUACGACAGCAGCCAGGCAGACGGCCGUUCGGUACUUCCCGUGAGCAGGAGUGGUCACAUGAUCACAUUCACGCUGGAGAACGGUGUCGUGGCCACGCUGAGGACGAGCGGCACCGAACCCAAAAUCAAAAUUUACACUGAACUGUGCGCCACGCCGGGAACCAGUGAGGUGUCUAACCUGGAGGUGGAGCUUCAGAAGGCGACUGAGGCGCUGCUGCGUGACUUCCUGGAGCCUGAAAAAAACAAAUUAAUUCGCCCUGCUGUCUAGCCGCACACCCCCUUCAUAAUGUCACUUCCUGUUCUGUUCCAUUGACUACCUAAAGAAUCAAAUGGCAAAGCUUGAAGUUGUUACGGUUGAGGUGACAAAUCCAAAGUGAAUGUUUACAUGCAUGGAGAUUGAAAAGAUGGACGAUAGCUUUAUUUAUUUUUCUAAUGUUGCUGCUUCGGUUGUUCAUGAACAUUUCGUGUUCCGUAAUAAAACUGGCUUUAAAGUCAAAGACUAAAAUAA